CCUGCCCUUGGGUCUGAUCCCCGGCGAACACUCGGACGAGGGACCUGCGCCCGGGGAGGCUGUGGCCACCAUGCUCCUGAAGAUCCUCGCCCUCCUGCUCCCCGAGUUCCUGGUAGAUUUGGCUUUUGUGUUUCUGCUCCUGGGUUUGGUCGGAUCCUUCCUGGUUCUACAAUGGAUGAGGGAGCGAAGCACCAAGAUGAAGAUCGAGCGAGCGCAAACGCAAAGAGAUCGCUCCCUGGAACUGAUGGAGAAGACGGUCCUGCGUCGUAAAUCCCGGCACGAGGACAUGGACGUCAGCCGGAUCCUUUCCCUGCCGCUGGUGGAGCUGGUGGAGCAACUGAAGAAAGGAUCGCUGAGCCCGGAGACGGUGCUCCAUGUCUACAUGGAAAAGUCCUUGGAGGUGAACAAAGAAGUGAACUGCCUGACUGACUUUCUGUCGGAGUGUGAGACGCAGGUUCAGGAGGUGAAGAAGCAGCAGGAAAAAGGUCUUCUGUAUGGGGUGCCCAUCACCCUGAAGGACAAUAUUGGAUAUAAGGGGCACAAUUCGAACUGCGGUCUCGUCCACUUUCUGGGGGUGGAGGAUGCUGAGGACUGCGCCAUUGUUCAGAUUCUAAAGAAGCAAGGAGCCAUCCCUUUCGUGAAGACCAAUGUCCCACAGUCCCUGAUAAACUUUGACUGCAGUAACUCCAUCUAUGGACAGACCCUGAACCCCCACAACCAUAAGAAGACGUGUGGAGGCUCCAGCGGGGGGGAGGGGGCGCUGAUAGCAGGAGGAGGAGCCAUACUGGGAGUGGGCACCGAUGUACUGGGAAGCAUCCGGAUGCCCUCCAGCUUCUGUGGAAUCUGCGGACUGAGGCCUUCCGGAGACAGACUAAGUAAUCUUGGAGUCCUUGGUCCGGUCAGUGGGAUGAAGUCAGCGGUGUCGAUGCCGGGUCCGAUGGCUCGGGAUGUGGACAGCUUGGCCCUGUUUAUGAAAGCCGUUCUGUGUGAUGACCUGUUCCAGCUUGACCCCACUGUGCCGCCAGUCCCCUUCAAUGAUGAGAUUUAUAACAGCAGAAAGCGCCUGACCAUUGGCUUCUAUGACACUGAUGGAUAUUUCCUCCCGCAUCCGAGCAUGAGACGAGCCGUGCAGGAGACCAAAACCCUGCUGGAGGAGGCCGGACACAAGUUGGUCCCGUUUCCCCCCAUAAGGAUUGAAUACGCCCUGAACGACCUGUGUGUACGAGGAUUUUUUGCUGAUGGAGGGACAACUCUUGCGGAAAAAUUUCUCCCCGACAUCGUGGAUCCCAACCUGAAGCAGCAGCUCUUCCUGUACAAGAUCCCGAACAUUGUCAAGAAGAUGGCGGCGUUCUUCAUGAGGCCGGUGUUCCCACGAAUCGCCAAUCACGUGGAGGCGCACUGUGGCUGCAGCUCUGUGAAGGAUCUGUGGAAACACUACACAGCGAUUAAGGAAUAUCGUUGCGACUUCAUCUCGGAAUGGCGGAAGCUCGGCCUGGACGCGCUCCUCUGCCCCAUGCUCAGCCCGGCCUUCAAUGUCGGUCACCCCGGGAAGCUCUUUGCCGCCUUUGGCUUCACCAUGCUCUUCAAUAUCCUGAACCUUCCGGUCGGGGUUCUCCCUGUCACCCGCGUUACCGCCGAGGACGAGGCAGAGCUGAAGCAUUAUAAGGGCUAUUAUAACGACCCCUGGGACAAGGAAGUGAUCAAGGCCAUGGAGGGGGGGGUGGGGCUGCCGGUGGCGGUGCAGUGUGUGGCUUUACAGUGGCAGGAAGAGCAGUGCCUGCGCCUGAUGAAGGAGGUGGAGACGGCGACCCGAGGCCGCGUGGACCCCCCGCCAUCCAGCUAGAGGGGCCACCCCGUAGCAGCCCUCCUCCUCAGUCACAGCCCCCGGUCGCCUCCUGCUUGUUAGUCGCUGUUCACACUGCGCAGGGUGGACACACCAGAAACCCCCCAGUGCAGCUGAAUGGCGACGUGGCCCCUCCACUCCCAUUGUAAGCAGCACUGGGGGUCCGGUGUGUACAGAGACCCAGGUUCUAUUUGUGUCGAGGAUUGGGGCAGCAAUUAAAGGGUUAAUCCAGCAUGGCUGCCAGAACAGCGGAAAAAUAAAAGGUGACCCCCC
This is a messenger RNA of Bufo gargarizans (Asiatic toad), 2116 nucleotides long. RefSeq names its product fatty acid amide hydrolase (gene FAAH). Bases 71 to 1843 code for a protein of 590 amino acids. NCBI's taxonomy places the organism in Eukaryota, Metazoa, Chordata, Amphibia, Anura, Bufonidae. Gene Ontology annotation, biological process: fatty acid catabolic process. The record is from RefSeq and is a predicted model, not a curated record. The transcript is spliced from 15 exons. Gene Ontology annotation, molecular function: fatty acid amide hydrolase activity; amidase activity.